UAGUGUAGUGCUGGGUGUGGAGUGGUCAGUGUGCUGUGAACUCAGUGUGGUAUACAGGGCUAGUGUAGUGCUGGGUGUGGAGCGGUCAGUGUGCUGUGGACUCAGUGUUGUUUUACUAGUGAGGAUGUUGCUGACUUUCUAUCUUCUCUUCAUUGAGCUUCAUGUCUCUGAAGGCUGUAAUUUGGUGAACAGAGAACAAGUACUGGAUAUCACAGCUCAUACAGGAGGGUCAGUACUGCUGCCCUGCUACUGCACUGACCUACAGACCACACCUGAGGGAUUCAGAUGGAACAAAGACAACACAAAAACAGACAGACGGGAAGAGAUAUCCAGUGGGAGUGGUCAGUACAGAGACAGAGUUCAGCUGUUUAAUGGUCACUCUCCAGGAAAUCUCUCUCUACUCAUAUCACACCUGACUGAAGAGGACGGAGGCAUUUACUGGUGUGAUGUUAGGGAUUCUUUCAUAAUCAUCAGACUCACUUUAAAAGGCUGUAAUUUGGUGAACAGAGAACAAGUACUGGAUAUCACAGCUCACACAGGAGGGUCAGUACUGCUGCCCUGCUACUGCACUGACCUACAGACCACACCUGAGGGAUUCAGAUGGAACAAAGACAACACAAAAACAGACAGACGGGAAGAGAUAUCCAGUGGGAGUGGUCAGUACAGAGACAGAGUUCAGCUGUUUAAUGGUCACUCUCCAGGAAAUCUCUCUCUACUCAUAUCACACCUGACUGAAGAGGACGGAGGCAUUUACUGGUGUGAUGUUAGGGACUCUUUCAUAAUCAUCAGACUCACUUUAAAAGAAUGUCCAAAGUCUCUACCCUACAUUCCCUUCGCUGUGAUCACUGUGAUCGUUCUCCACAUUAUUGUAGCUGUGGUCUACCUGAUAACCACGACCAAAGAUCCUGCCAGGGGUCACUACAGCACUGCGGAUGGAGAUGGAGUGGUCAGUCUGGAGUAGGGCAGUUCUGCAACACUGGCAUGAGUUCACAACCUGGCAGCUAAAACAUCUUAAAAUAACAAGUGCAAAUGUUUACAUUUUCUCAUUUUACUUCCUCUCUGUUUUGAAACUGUUAUCUGUUUAAGUUGUACUGUUAACCAUCACUUUGUCAUUAUAUUCAUAAAUGACUAUAUAUAUAUAUAUAUCAUACAUAAGCACCCUACACUGAAAAUGAAAAGAAUAAGACUGGAAUGAAAAGGCCAUUAACACUUCUCAGCUUCAGCAGUGUUGGCUUCUACAAGGUGUGGACAUUUUUCUAAUAGCACAAGGACAUAAGAACGCACUGUCUCACUAGCUGGGUUUAUGAUUUGGUUGUUGUGGAGGACUCACAGCCUAGUGGAAACAGCGUGACAGCUGUUUUUUUUGGUGUGCAACUUCAGUGAAGUUGUUGUCACACUUCAUGUCACUAGUUCGGUUUGAAAUUUGUGUGAAAAUAUAACUUUAUACAAAUUGACUGGGACCAUUAUAAUUUACUAUAUAACACCAUUAAGGAAAGUGCCUUUGGUCAGUUUGCAGUGUUUUUCUGUGUAUCACAUGACUGGAAUUCACUUCUGAUGGUACCGUGUACCAAGCAUCCGCUAGAGAUGUAUAAAUCCUCCUCUGUGCUGUCGACCACUGGAACUGCACUCUCGGGAGUGAUGUAGUGCCAUCCAGUACCUUUGGGAUGAGUUAAAGUGGUGUCUGUGAUCCAACUGUACUAAUACACUUUUGACUGAAUGCAAUCAGAUCCUCACAGCAAUGUCCCAACAUGUAAGCCUUCCCAGAAGAGCGCACUGUUACUUCAGCAAAGAGGGAACAAACUCCAUAUUUAUGAACUCAAUUCUAGAUGUAAUGUUGUGCAGGUGUCUACAAACUUUUGGACAUAUAAGGUCAGAUUUAUACAUAGGUGUAUGUACAGCAGAAUCUGUUACCGCAAUAUGCACCCAUAAUGCACCAGUACUUAAUAGUUGUUGACUAAUGCAGCAACUUGUCACUUAAAUAGUGAAUGUCUGAGGGUGAUACGUGCCUGGG
Pygocentrus nattereri (red-bellied piranha) is the source of this 2011-nucleotide messenger RNA. Its product is annotated as polymeric immunoglobulin receptor-like. The transcript is spliced from 5 exons. The record is from RefSeq and is a predicted model, not a curated record. Lineage: Eukaryota; Metazoa; Chordata; Actinopteri; Characiformes; Serrasalmidae. Gene Ontology annotation, biological process: positive regulation of T cell proliferation; negative regulation of T cell proliferation; cell surface receptor signaling pathway. The coding region runs from base 125 to 961 and encodes 278 amino acids. Gene Ontology annotation, cellular component: external side of plasma membrane.